Messenger RNA from Mastomys coucha (southern multimammate mouse), 345 nucleotides. RefSeq names its product nuclear pore complex protein Nup58-like. The coding region runs from base 1 to 345 and encodes 114 amino acids. The transcript has a single exon. The record is from RefSeq and is a predicted model, not a curated record. Lineage: Eukaryota; Metazoa; Chordata; Mammalia; Rodentia; Muridae.
AUGACACCAGACACUGGACUACCUGCACUGACACCAGACACUGGACCACCUGCACUGACACCAGACACUGGACCACCUGCAAUGACACCAGACACUGGACCACCUGCACUGACACCAGACACUGGACCACCUGCACUGACACCAGACACUGGACCACCUACACUUAUAGCAAAAAUUGGACCAUCUGCAAUUACAUCAGACAACAAACUUACUGCCUGUAACCAGAGAAUGAAAGUCUUCCCCACACCUGCUCCACAGAUGCACAUCUGCCUUCCUAGUAAGGAGUUUCUUUAUUAUUCUAAUCUUUGCUCUGCUGGUAGUGUCAAGCAAAUAAUGAAAUUAUGA